This is a messenger RNA of Hemicordylus capensis (graceful crag lizard), 9359 nucleotides long. It is a transcript of the gene SORBS1, whose product is annotated as sorbin and SH3 domain containing 1. Gene Ontology annotation, cellular component: cell-substrate junction; cytoplasm; nucleus. Gene Ontology annotation, molecular function: protein binding. The coding region runs from base 717 to 6947 and encodes 2076 amino acids. The transcript is spliced from 38 exons. The record is from RefSeq and is a predicted model, not a curated record. Lineage: Eukaryota; Metazoa; Chordata; Lepidosauria; Squamata; Cordylidae. Gene Ontology annotation, biological process: cell-substrate adhesion.
AAGAAGAAGCCUCUUCAAAACUAGUUCUUCUUUUACUUCAGUUGAACAGCUGAGAGGGACAAAGAACAAGCUAGACUAGUGAGCACUCUUCCCUUUCUGGUUAAAACAAGGGGUGCAGAAUAUGGCACCUCUGAUGGAAAAACAUCACCACAGGUUGUUUUGUCAUUCUGCUCUUCCUGCAGUAAUAUCUAGGAGAUUCACAAGAUCAGCCUUUCGUCCAUCAAAUCAACUUCUUUGAACAGACAUUCAAAAGAUGAAAUCAAAGAAGUGCUUCUGCUGCAAUAUCAGCUGUUUAUCUGGGAUAUAAAUUGAGAGGAUCAGAACUUGGGUGUGCAGGAGCUGAGUCCCUCUGGUACAAUGACUUCUGCUGAUUGGCAAGUACAAAGUCAACAACUGCAGCUUUUUCCAGCCUAGAGAGAGAAUAGGGAAAGUCUACACUCUUCCUGUCAUGGGCACUUUCCAGAUUAAAGCCUACAACGGUGUCACUACAGAUCUGCAACGUGUGCUUCCGUAUUUCCUGUGUUGUGACACCGCAGUCCCUGCUCUGACAGCAAGAACAUAAAGAAGCUGAUGCUGGGAAUACUGUUGUGAAUGGAUUAGUAUUGAGCAGUAAUGGACAAGAUAAAGUGAAUGACGUCCCUUUAUGUUCACGCUCUGUUUCUGCUGUUAAAAUAAUUCCUGUGAAGAAAGUGAAAAUUUCUCCUGGUCUUGUGUUGAUGACAGACCUAGACCCAGCUAAAGUCUGUACUGGAAAGGGGACUGUGACCCUUUGGGCUUCUCCAGCCUGUGAGGAGAAUCAAAGUACCAGCCCUACUUAUCCACAGAACAUCCAGCAGUCUGAAAAUGACUGGAAGCUAUUAUCUAGCAUUGACUCUAAUGGGGAGGCUCAGCCCUCUGCUCUGGCUGCCAAGGGCUAUCGGAGUGUGCGUCCAAAUCUCUCCUCUGAAGGCAAGCCACAUACUCCUCCUCUGCUGUACUCCUCUCUUCCAAAAGAGGAGAGCUUUGCAUGGCGUCCUCACACCAAAAGCAAAACAACCUUCCUACAGCCUGUGCCCAUCAUGGACUGUCUGUACCUUAACACACCUAAACCUUAUGCACAGUACUCACCACCCAACACUAGUGGCUCACAAUAUUUUUCCUCCUCACCCACUCCCUUCAGUGCAGUUCCCCCAAAAUCAGGUAGUUUGAUCCAUGCAGACAGGGUGCAUGAUGGGCAUUCACUUUGGAGAAGUAACUCCUUGUUAUCAGACACGUCAUCUGAGCAUAAAAACAUACCGGAGGUUGCUGAUCCUAGUAGUAGAGCUGGACUGAAAUCCAAUCAUGAAACUAGAACAGAGAAAAAGGUCAGCAGUCUAUAUGUAGCUUGUUUAUCUAACAGCACUUGCUCAGCUGCAUCUGAAAAUUCCAUUGCCUGUGCACAUGUCCAAACAGAAGGCACCCGUUUUGGAGCUGAGGUCACUGUGGCACCAGCUAUCAACUGUGUUUCCUCUGUAACAGAUUUUGGAACAUCUCUUUCUCCUCCUCCUUCUCCUCCUGCUCCUCCCAGACCAUUCUUUAAUAUUGUUCUCAGUCGUGAUGCUAGUUAUGGUGAGAGUGAGAGAGAACCUUCCAGGACCCCCCUGACUGUUGACAACACAAAGAUAGAGUCCCCACAUACGACUGGCAGUGAGGACAGAAUGAGAAAAGAACUAUACAUUACUCAGCAGCAUCCAUCGCAGCACCAGCAUCCAUGCAAAGCAAAGGAAAGCGGCAGGGAUGCCACUUGUUCCACCAUCACCCCAGCUCAAACUGAGGUUAUAGUAGUGCCACUCCACCAGGUUCACCUAGACAGAGGGCAAGAAGCCAACUCAAGCACACCGCCACCGCCUCUGGUACCUUUUGGUCAAAGUGCAGCAUUCUCUGAAAACGUUUCUACUGGCUUACCUUUGACCUUCCCAACACUAGAUGAUUUCAUUCCCCCUCACCUUCAGAAAGGUCCCCACCAUAACCAGCCAUCCUCUUCGUCUGGGACAGUGCCCCACGUUCGCCCGAAACUGCCUUCACUAUCACCACCUCCUCCUCCGCUGAUUCCUCCAGUCACAGAAGUCCCAAACAGAGUCUUGGAGCCUGAAAGCACGGGAAUUAUUUUGCACACAGAUCUCUGUCCUCUGCUAAAUGAAGCCCCCAGACCCAGCAGUGGCACCGAAUGCUAUGGUUCCUUAACGUUCUCCAGCAAACCUUCCUCUGCUUAUCCCUCCACUACAAUCGUCAAUCCUACCAUUGUCCUUUUGCAGCACAACAGAGAACAGCAAAAAAGGCUUAGUAGCCUAGCAGAGCCUUUGCCAGAUCUACCAAUCUCUGGUAAAGUAGACUGUACACCUAUCCAAGAAAAGGAAAAUCAAAGUGAGAAACAAGAAAUGGAGGAGCAGAAGAGAGUUGCUAAGAGUUCGCCAUACAUAGUUGAUUCCUCGCUGGAUGAUGUAGGCAUUCCACUAAGAAACACAGACAGAUCAAAGGACUGGUACAAGACUAUGUUCAAACAGAUUCACAGACUAACGAAAGACCCUCCUGAAGAAAACCCUUAUUGCCCUACCUACAAAUUCCCUGAACUUCCUGAUAUCCAGCCAAAAAAUGAAGAAGAAAAUCCUUAUUCUCCUACCUACCAGUUUCCUGUGUCUACUCCUAGUCCUAAAUCUGAAGAUGAAGAUUCUGAUUCCUAUUAUCCUCGAUACUCCUUUUAUAAUGACACAAGAAUGCAGACUUCAGUGCCCCGUUCCAAGAGUGAGAAUGACACCAUCGACACAGAGAAGGUGGUCAAGAGAUCUGCCACUUUGCCACUGCCGGCUCGUUCUUCGUCUCUUAAAUCAAGCCCUGAAAGGAAUGACUGGGAGCCUCCAGACAAGAAGGUGGACACAAGAAAAUACCGUGCCGAACCUAAAAGUAUUUAUGAAUAUCAACCAGGAAGGUCCUCAGUUCUGAACAAUGAAAAAUUGACUCGGGAUAUAAGUCCAGAAGAGAUAGAUUUAAAGAAUGAGCCUUGGUAUAAAUUCUUUUCGGAAUUGGAAUUUGGGAAACCGCCUCCAAAAAAGAUAUGGGAUUAUACUCCUGGAGAUUGCUCUAUCCUUACUAGAGAGGAUAGAAAGACUGAUCCAGAAAAAGAUAUCUACCUCUACCAGACUGAGUUAGAGGCAGAUAUAGAAAAAAUGGAGAAGCUUUAUAAAGCAUCAGAUAAAAAACAACUGAAGAGUACAGCAGGCUCCUCUCCACUGGACACUUUCUCAGACCGCUUACCCCACUCAUCAUAUUCCCCCAGCUACUACCCAGGAAAAAGAGAAUUGGAGGCAGCUCCUGGAGACUCCCCUGGACUGGAAAAUGAGAGGCAGAUAUAUAAGAGUGUUCUGGAAGGUGGCGAUAUUCCACUGCAAGGGCUGAGUGGUCUCAAACGCCCUUCCAGUUCAGCUUCCACUAAAGUGGAUCAUAAAGGUGGGAAUGCUCAUAUUAUUGCACCCUCUUCAGUUAAUAGUCGAACGCUUAACCCUAGUAAUACGCAUACACUAAGUCACCUGAAUAAACAUAAGAAGCCCUUAUCGACUGCAAAAGUCUGCAUUGCUGAAAUACUUCCGUCCAAAUUCAAACCCAGGCUGGCUGCUCCACCUAUUUCUGGGCAGGACGAAAAAAGUCUCUUACCCCAUGAGAAAACUCAAAGCUGUGAAAACCUCUGUAGCUCAUUUGCCGCCUUUGAUAGCAAGAAAGCCUUCAUGGUAGGUGCAGGUGAGAACUUUGAGAACCUUUUAAUGAGGUCCACGCAAGAGUUUGCUGCCAAAUCCAGCAGCACCCAGAGCCUGCAGGGGUAUGGCUCUUCCAGCUUCAGGAAGGGGUGCAUGUUCAGCUCCCGGAAGAAUGGAAAGGAGUUUACCAUGCUAUAUAAAAACAUGCAUCAGAUCAACCGCUCUGGAAUCCACCUGGGCACCAUUUCAUCCUGCAGUGUGAAGGACAUUGCAUCCCUGUUUGAAAAUGAACUAAAAGACAAGAAGGAGCCCAACCCCAGCCGGGAGAACCUGGAGCAGAUCCCCAAGCAUACUGUCUCCUCUCGCAUCAGUGCCUUUGAGCUGCUGAUCCAGAGAUCCCUGUCGAUGCCCACACUCAACUUCUCCAGUGCGCAAAACAAAUCACCAACUUCUAGCUGUCAAGGUUCAGUGUACUCUGAUGAAUACCUACUGGAUUUUCACAAGGCCGAUCUGAAACAAAUGGAUAUUGUCAACCUAGCUGGUGUCUCAUCUCACUCUUGCAGCAAUACAGAGGAUGUGAUGUCCGAAUUCAGUGAUAUGGCCCCCGUGGACACACACUCUGCAUGCACUGAUGAGACAGAUCUCUUAUCUAAUGUAUCCAAUGACAGUGGUGAUAGUGGCAGCAGGAUCAAUGGGCCUCACAGAUUCAAAGUGAACAAGUGUAAAGGAUCCUGCCCAGCUUCCUACACAAGGUUCACCACCAUUCGAAGACAUGAACAGCAGCAGUCUGCCAGAGGGGAUGCUCAGGGGGAGAGGCUCCCAAGAAAUGUCUACCUUAUGAGCCCCCUUCCGUUCAGAUUGAAAAAGCCCUUACAACGCAAUUCCAGAAAGACUCCUCCUUUGCAGCAUCCAGGAGACCUGCUGGCAUCUAGCUGUGAGAGCCGGAAUAAUCUGCCUCAGUCAAGAGGAAGCCUGAUGGACAGAGAUGGCCCCCUCUUCCAUGAGUUGUGUAUUCAAGAGAAACCUCCUGCUCCCAAGCGUCUCUCUUCCUGUGACAUUGUCAAAAAGCUAAACCACUUCCCAGAUCUGGAAGCUUGCCAAAAUCGCUCUGUUUCCCUAAUGGACAUUCCAGAUGCCUUUAAUAAUGGGAACGUUCCAUAUUCUUUAUACCACAGCUUGGAUACAAACAACAACCCACAAAGUGAACUCAGGACAUACCUUGGAGAUUCGGAAUCACCCAGGCAUUUUGCACCACUUGAUUACAUGGAGAGUCCGGAAGAAAUUUUCCGCAGGCGUCAUGAUGAUAAGGAGAAACUUUUAGAGGACCAGAGACGGCUUAAACGUGAGCAAGAAGAGGCUGAUAUUGCAGCUAGAAGGCAUACAGGGGUCAUUCCUACGCACCAUCAAUUUAUCACUAAUGAGCGGUUUGGGGACCUCCUAAAUGUAGACGAUACAGCAAAAAGGAAAUCUGGGUCAGAGAUGAGAGCUGCCCGAGCGAAGUUUGACUUUAAAGCCCAGACACUAAAGGAACUCCCACUGCAGAAGGGUGAUAUUGUUUACAUUUAUAAGCAGAUUGAUCAAAAUUGGUAUGAAGGAGAACACCACGGCAGAGUGGGCAUCUUCCCACGAUCAUAUAUAGAGCUACUUCCCCCCACAGAGAAAGCUCAGCCUAAGAAAACCUCACCAUUACAAGUCCUGGAAUAUGGAGAUGCAGUUGCCAAGUUCAGUUUCAAUGGGGACACACAGGUGGAAAUGUCCUUCAGAAAGGGUGAGAGGAUCAUGCUGAUUCGGCGAGUGGACGAGAACUGGUAUGAAGGAAAAGUCUCAGGCACCAACCGCCAAGGCAUCUUCCCGGUCACAUAUGUGGAGGUGCUCAAACAGCCUGUGCUGAAGAACACACUAGACUAUGCUGACCUGCUUCUCUCCCAUUCUCCCAACCGUAGCCUGACAGCUUCCCCACAGUCUGAGCAGCUUUUCACACCAACUCCUCCACCUUUACCCUUCAUGCGCCAAGCCCUGUCUCCUGAGCUGCAGGCCAUCACCUCAGAAUGGAUUUCCCUGACUUUGGGAGCAUCCUGUAGCAGCACUCCGGCCAUCACCCCUCCUUUACCACCUCUACCUGAUGCUUCUCUCUGUAACAUCGACUAUCUCAUCUCCUCAGCGGUGGCCAGCCCUUCACCUUCCAUUAGCCUUCACCAUUCUAAUUUCUCCAGCUCCUCAACUCCCAGAUCUGUCAUUUCCCCCUCCCCAUCUGGGCCUCAGCCAUCUAAUCAAAAUGUCAGCCUGGUCACUCUGCGAAGUGAAGAAAAGUUGGUUAGCUCCCCUUCUCCUCAUGUGAGCUAUUGUAAUUCACCUUAUUCUGUAGUUGGCAGCCCAGACAGCUUCCUCUCAGAGCUCAGUGAUGUCAUUGACCCCCAAGACAAGCUCCAAAGGAGCAGAGGAGCCAGCCAAAACAUUGACAGGGAGGACCAGAUCACAGCUGACAAAGACUUAAGUGGCAUUCUUGAGAUCAGCAGAGGGAGCUGGCUGAGACAGUCAGAGCUGGAGAAGUGUGUUAGCUCACAAAAGAAAUAUCUUCACGCCUUUGAUGAGAGCAAGCUCAAUCAGGAGGAAAGAAAUGGCCCUAAGAAAAGGGACAUCUGCAAUAAUAAACAAGUUGAACCGAGGGAGAGUCAGAGCAGGGCUAUGAAGCCUGUCAACACAAAACCAUUCUCUCCAUCUGCUCUUCUAUCUCCCUCUUCAAUUUCUUCCUUUGCUGUUACAACAAAACCACCUCCCAGACUCACACGCAGGGUCAAUAUACCACAGCCUUCUCAUCAUUCAUUGAGGCCAGGACCAGAUCUCACAGAAUCUGAAAAGAGCUAUGUGGAAACUGUGUGCAAUGAGAUCAUAAACAUUGCUGAAAAGUCAGUUCAUUACUGCAGUACAAUUUCUCAGCCUCUUGCCUCUUGCCACAAGAGGCCUUUUAAUGACAAUAAAUCAUCUCUCAUCAUUUCUCAGCAACCCCAAGUCCUUCCACUGGGAGCCAGCCUCAAUAGGAAUCAAGCCCCACAAGAUAUACUUAGCUACCAGGCACUCUACAGCUAUAUCCCACAGAAUGAUGAUGAGUUGGAGUUAAGGGAUGGGGAUAUCAUAGAUGUCAUGGAGAAGUGUGAUGAUGGCUGGUUUGUUGGCACAUCCAGGAGAACAAGGCAGUUUGGUACUUUUCCAGGCAACUAUGUGAAGCUGUUAUCUCUAUAAAAACAAUUGCCAGCCUCUCGUUUUCAUAGGGUGGGAGGGGGGACCUUUGGAAAACGAACAACUUCAUGAAUGUGACAGAGGAGACAUGAACAUGGAAUGUGGUUACAUGGUACAGCGUUGGACGGGUGCAAAGCCCUUUGAAGGUUUCCCAGACGUUUGCUGAUCAAGAGACAAGAGUGUUGAAUUGUUUACAAUACUGCUUUUGUAUCUGUUUUUACAUGAUAAGGAUUAGUGGUUGUUCAGUAUUAAGUAUUGCCCUCCAGUGAAACUGGGAGAAAGCAGCAUAAUGGAGUGAAAUAAUAUUUGGGGUGGGGAGAAAAGAUGAGAACAGUUAAUACAUUGUGGUUAUGGAUGGCAGUGUUGCUGGCAGAGAUGAAGCUGGAAAUUGACCUUGUUAAAAUUUCAUGCAGCUCUUGUUCCCUUCCUUUGGGAUGUGCAACAUAUGUGCAAGGAGCUUCUGGAGACCAGUUUUAUAUGGAAGGUUGCAGUCAAGAUCCUAUAUUAAUCUUCAAACACCAGCAAUGGUCACUGGAAGAAUGCUGUGCUGGGGAUGGAUAGGGCCAUGUGCUCUCCCCCUGCUCAUUAAGAGAAUCACCGUUUUUAAAAGGUGCCUCUUUGUUCAGUCAGCAAGGAUGACUUAUCUCCUGUAUUAUUAUCUUCUGUAUUAGUUAAAUUGAAUGAACAUCACCCUGGCUCUGUGUUCUCAUGAUCACUAUUAUUUAAAAUCAAUACUACUCAUUUUAAGAAGUGCUAAGUUAAGUUGUUUUAAUCAGAGCAAAGCUGUAGAGUUGGAUUAGAGCUCUACUGAAGUGUAACUGCUGCCACAAAUGCUUUAUUUCCCUCUCAACUGGAACAAUUCCAGCUGGAGGCUUUUUUUUGGAUGUCAGGUGCAUUGAUUCCAUGCAUGGGACACCCAUAAGCUGAUUUCCUGUGUUAAUUCUUACUAGCCCCAAUAAUAAGCCAGAGAAUUAGUAAAGUAAGCAAAAGUGGCCCAUUGCAAAUGAUGUGUCGGUAGAGAAGCAUUCCACAAUACCCCAAACAAUGCUGUCCCUCUUCUUGCAAUCAAAUUGUGCAAGUUGGAAUGUAAGUAGCCAGAUGCUGCCGUGGUGUUUCAAUUUUAAAUAUAUUCUGGCAAAAUAAUGUUACUGAAUGUGCCUUUCUGGGGGGAUUUUAGAAUUGGGGGUUCUUUUAAAUAAAUUUGAUUUCUGGCUGCUUCCUCAAAAAAAAACCCAGAAUGUACAACCAGCCUAUAUGUCUGGGGUUUCCAAAGCCACAUGUGGUGGAUCUCUGUGCAGAAUGUGACUGUGUUUUCCAAAUUGGACUUGCUUGGACUUCCUGCCUGCAACCUUGGAGAAGGCUGCAUGAUUGUGCAUAAACACACUGGGUAUUGUUUUCAUAGUUGUUAUGUUUAAACACUUAAGAAAAGAGGUUGCCUCACACUCCUCUACCUGACAGUACAAGUAGGAAAGGUUUAGAUUGCAAUUUUGUCAUAAGCUAUAUUUACUAAAUAUAAAAGGCCUAUUUUUCUGCUGAUGCUUUUAUACAGUUUAUUCACAAUAACAGCAACUAACUCAUUUCUGGCAUGAUUGCAAUUCCUUUUGACAUAUUUGCCAUGCUCCUGGAUUUCUCAAACAUAGCAGGGCGGCUCUUUUGCUGACUCUCCCCCUGCCCCGAGAUCAGCCAAAAAAGCCAACUGAAGUGCUUCAGUAGAAUGACUGUAAAUAUGUAUAUUUGCUUUUGUAUAGACUUACAAAUGUACUUAACUUAUAGAGAAACAAAUAAUUUAAAUUGAUGAAAGCUUUAAAAAUGCAGUAAAGAAGAACUUUUCCAUUUUUAUUUAAAUGAUGAAGUAAUUAUUCUGUGUAUAUUCACAUUAAAUAUGGGGCAAGAAGUAUAAAUCAAUUACAACUAUGCCACAAAGUACUGUUUUUAAUCAGGGUGGAGAAUUAACAUUUUAAUAAUUAAUAUUGUCCACUGAAUAUUGUUUCCACUUGAGCCCCAUUGAAGUGAUUUUUGGUUUCUCACAAAUCUCAAGGAUAUGUGCAGGAUAAGCUUUUCCAUGGAAUGGUACCCUAAUGGGUUUUGGCACCAUAUUGGGUUGGGGUUUUUUAAUGCCUUUGAUUUUGCCACCUUGUUAUCUGCCGCAAUGUUUAGACCUGGCAUUAAAAUACUAAAUUAAUCCACUCUGCAAAAUAGCUUAACAAUAUUGACAGUAUAUAACCAGUUCAUUUUGAUGCCAUUUUUAGUUAAUACACCUGCAUGUUCACACACACAUACUUCCAAACAAGAAGUCACUCUUGUGUUUUGUUUUCUCAUUUGCAGUGGAUUAUUAUUUGGCAAUCAAUAAAUUGAAAUAUUGAAUUAAAAGUGUGUUCCUUGUACAAAGGGUUUAAUAAAUAUUAGCCCAAGCCA